UCCCGGCCCCAGUAAAUAUUUUCAAGUCAGUCGCAGGUUGAUGGUACAACCAUUCAAACAAUAUGGAAAUUUGUAGUCUCUAAAGUUUAUGUUUCUGAAUUAAACACGUAAAUUAUUCCUUGUGACCAACGCAAUGAUCAAGUAACGUGUGUGUUAACUAUAUUUAAAUCGUAUUGUGAACACUUACAACUUCAAGAGUCAAAAUGGAAAAUUUUCCGCAAGUUGCGGCGUUACAAAACAUGUUCAAUCUAAUCCUUUAUGGGACGAUAGGAUUUCUGGGACCUUCGAUUAUGAUGUUUCAUAAUUUGGACGCCUUGCAAGAUCAGUUCACGGCUACCGUUGAUUCAGUAGACACGUAUGAUUUCAUUGUUGUGGGGGCAGGUUCAGCCGGCGCUGUGGUGGCGCAUCGCUUGUCAGAAGAUUUCAAUGUUCUUCUCUUGGAAGCUGGAGGCGUACCGUUCCCACUAACCGAAAUACCAGCAAUGGCAUUCCUACUCCUAAAUCGCGAAGGUAUGGAUUGGAAUUAUAAAACUGUGCCACAGAAGAAAGCAUGCUUCGCAAUGCCUCAGCAACAAUGUGUUUGGCCUCGUGGAAAAGCUUUGGGAGGAAGCAGCAAUCUGAAUUUCAUGGCCUAUGCGAGAGGAUCAGUAUACGACUACGAUAACUGGGCGAAUUACACGGGAGAACCAAAGUGGAGAUACAACAGUGUCAUCAAAUAUUUUAAAAAGUCGGAAAACUAUUUAUUUCCUGGAAAGUGGGACGACUUUACUUCAAAGUAUCAUGGAAAAGAUGGCCCACUGGACAUCUCCAUACCAUCAUAUACUGGCAUGGCAGAACCCUUCGUAAAAGCUGGAAAAGAGCUAGGUUAUCCCACGAUUGACUACAAUGCGCCAUUCCACACAGGCUUCGGCACAUUUGCAUACACACAAAAACGUGGUAGGAGAAUGGGGACGUAUCAAGCUUUCCUAAAUCCUAUUAGAGACAGACGAAGUUUGACUGUCCGGAAAUUUUCUACCGUUAAUAAGCUCAUGAUUAAAGACGACACGGAUGAAGUCUAUGGAGUCGAAUAUAGUCGUCACGGACAAAAGAGAUACGCUAGAGCUACCAAAGAGGUAAUCUUAUCCGCUGGUAGUUUAAAUACACCCAAGAUACUCAUGCUCUCAGGCAUUGGUCCGAAGGAUCACCUAAAAUCUUUAGGGAUCAAAGUACGGAAAGAUUUGCCAGUUGGGAAAAACUUACAAGAUCACGUGUCCACAUUUCUUGGUCCGUUUUUGAUUGACAAGCCAAUUUCAUUCAAUAUGGACCGUGACGUCAACACCAACACAAUUGCUGAUUUUGUCCUUGAAGGAAAGGGGCCUCUGACUACAACAGGGGUUCAAGCAACGGCAUUUAUUCCAUCAUCAAGAGUAAAACGUUUAGGCGAAGAAAAGUGGCCGGAUAUCCAGUGGGUAAUGCUGGGUACCUCCGUGUACAACAAUUACGGGAAAGACAGCGAACACUCCUUUAAUGUCAAACCGGGACUGUUGCAAAAAUUUUACGAGUUCGGCAAAGGAACAGAUUCUUUCCAGAUUAUCAACAUUUUGAAUCGGCCUCUCACGAGGGGAGAAGUUCGCUUAAAUAGUUCUAAUCCAGCAGAUCCUCCACUGCUUGAUCCGAAAUAUUUGGACAACUACGAGGAUGUCAAGGUCAUGGUCGAGAGUCAAAAAUUGAGCGUCCAGCUAGUGGAGAACACCACCACAUUCCAGUCAAUGGGGGCACGACUUAUGCCACAUUCCUUGCCAGGAUGUGAAAGUUUCAAAUUCAAAAGCGAUGCCUACUACGAGUGCUUUGUGCGCUCCAUGUCACUUACCAUGUAUCAUCCAGUGGGAACCUGUCACAUGGGGAGAAACGAUUCGAGUGUUGCAGUCGUCGACCCCCGCUUGAAAGUUAUUGGGGUUAAAGGCGUCAGAGUGAUUGAUGCAAGUAUCAUGCCUUUCAUCGUGGCUUCAAACACGAAUGCAGCAUCAAUCAUGAUUGGUGAGAUAGGAUCAGAUUUCAUCAAAUGGGACUAUUUAACCUGAACCUUCUUAUAUAUUUACCAUCGAAUUUUAUACAAAUAUGAAAGUAUUAUUGUGUUAUGAAAUGAUAUAUGUAAAGAGUUUUACAUGAGUGCCAUUGGUUUAAAAUUGUGAUAUCAAGAUAUUUUAUGCCUUAUUUUUUAUAAUAUUUUUGUAUAAUUUUGUCAAGCAAACCAUUAUAUGAUUAUGCAACUUGUACCCCACAUCUUUAAUUAAAUGCAAUGAUUAAAUUAAAUGAUUUAUCGAUCAUGGAAUGAAGGCCAGUUGAUAAGCCCAUGACUGGUAAUAAAUUCUUAGAACAAUGAGGGAACUCA
Messenger RNA from Folsomia candida, 2371 nucleotides. RefSeq names its product glucose dehydrogenase [FAD, quinone]. The transcript has 20 exons. The record is from RefSeq and is a predicted model, not a curated record. The coding region runs from base 204 to 2060 and encodes 618 amino acids. NCBI's taxonomy places the organism in Eukaryota, Metazoa, Arthropoda, Collembola, Entomobryomorpha, Isotomidae. Gene Ontology annotation, molecular function: flavin adenine dinucleotide binding; oxidoreductase activity, acting on CH-OH group of donors.